CUGCUGGGCGGACCGUGUGCCUGCUGUUUGUAUCUCGGUUUUUUUUGUUGUUGUAGCGUUUCUACUGAAAAUAAAGCGCAAUCAUUGUCUCGAAACGGCGCAUCUGUGUGUCCAGCAGCAGCUUUUAUCCGCCUGAUCUCCGCGCACCGUGGACUCGUUGCUCUUUGGCCGCCGAGGGAUUUUCAAUGCCCUGAAUUUCGCUGCGGGAUUGUGCUGAGAGCCGGUUGUGCAGGACCUUCUUCAGAGGCCACUUGGUGUCAUUUGAUCGUUUCUGGGAAUAAACUCUUGAGGAUUUUAUUAACGGGAAACAUGGAGUUCGACUGUUACCAGCACUAUUUUUUCAACGAUUUCGACACGGGGGAGGAUUUUUACAAGUCGACCGCACCAAGCGAGGACAUAUGGAAAAAGUUCGAGCUGCUGCCCACCCCUCCCAUGUCUCCCACCCGGACUCUGAGCGGCGGCGCGCUGCAGCUCUCGCCGGGGGACAAGCUGAGCUGGCUUUCCAAAGUCCUGGGUCAGGACGAGGAGUGCGAGGGGCAAUUCAUCCCCGACACGGGGGAGCUGUUCGGCAACCUCAGCUCCAUCAUCAUCCAGGACUGCAUGUGGAGCAGCUUCUCUGCCAGCAAGCAGCUGGAGAAGGUCAGCGGGAGAGUGGCAGCUGCGGCGCAGACCGGUGUCCCACCGGUGGCCCAGAUCUCCGUGAGACCGAGCAAGGCGCAGUGCGUCUCUCCCGGUGGCCCGCUCGCCAGCUCGGCGACAGACUGCGUCGACCCCGCGGCUGUUCUCACCAUCCCGGCGAGCAGCUGCAGGAAGCCGGCGUCGUCUGGCUCCGAGUCUCGCUCUGAUUCAUCUGAUGAUGAAGAGGAAAUCGAUGUGGUCACCGUGGAGAGCAAGCAGAACCGGGUGCGGCUGGUGAACGUCAGGAAGCCAGUGACCAUCACGGUCCGGGCCGACCCCUGCCCCAAACGCUUCCACAUGUCUGUCCACCGGCAGCAGCACAACUACGCUGCCCGCUCCCCGGACAGCGAGCCAGAACCCGAGGACGAAGAUGAUGAUGAUGAUGAUGACGAGGAGGAGGAGGAGGAGGAGGAUUCUGACGAAGAGCCUCAAAUCAAGCGCACCUGCACAUCGUCCAGCCAGCGCGGGGGCUGUUCGGCUCGGGUCUCCCAGCCCGCCUCCCCCUCAGAGACUCCCCAGAACUCUGACGCAGAGGACACGGACCGCAGACGGAACCACAACUUCCUCGAGAGGAAGAGGAGGAACGAUCUCCGGUCCCGCUUCCUCGCCCUGCGGGAUCAGAUCCCCGGCCUGGAGUCGGCCAAGACCCCGAAGGUGGCCAUCCUGACCCAUGCGACAGAGUACCUCGUGGAGCUGCACACCAAGGAGAAACGGCAGCUCCAGGAGAAGAAACACCUCAGAGCCCGACAGCAGCAGCUGCUGCGCAAAUUAUCCGAACUGAAACGCUCUUGAAGCGCAGACGAGCUUUUGAAAUGAACUGCCUCAUUCAGUCAGGAACGUUUGCUCUCGGGUGUCCUGUCACUUUUGAAGAGCUGCGGUUUUUCUAUAACAACAUGCCUCAUGUAAAUAGCUGUGAAUUUUGUUUGGAAUGCAUUGUAGCUGUGGGCCUCCUAUGAAUUGACUGUGCUGGCCAAUGAACCUGAUUCGGGGAGGUGCAGUCAGUGUGCUGUGUUUUGUUUUCACAGUGUUUUAGUUCUGGACGGGGUUAAUGGCAUUGAUUUUGUAGCAAUGACUUAAGAUAUUUCCUGGUAUGCUGUGUUGGGAAAUGAGGAAACCUGUCAGAGAACCAGUGUGAUAGUGAGUAUAUGUAUCCUUCGGGAUGUGUGUGGAAGUUGAUUGAGAUGUCUUCAUUUCAUCAUUGCACACUUAUAAUGGAGUGAAGUGUGAAUGCCUUUCUGUGUACAUAACUGUAUGAGUGAACGAGCCAGUUCCUGGUUCCUUUGGAUCGUUUGACUGAUGUACAAAUUGUUCUUUAAAUAAUAGCUUAUCGCUCCUGACGAAGGAGACAAAAUCCAGAGUUGUCAGCGAGCGUUGCUCCUCUUUAUGACGUGCCACCAGGCAUCGAGGAACCUCUAUUUUGUUAAGAAAACAGGAAAAUGGGCAAAAAAAGUAGCACUGCUGUACUUUAUAUUCACACGUCACUUUGUGAUUUCAAUGCUUCUGAUUUUGGUUGAUUUUUAAAGCAUGCUAACAUCGACAGCGACAUUAAAUUUUUAUACCAUA
Chelmon rostratus (copperband butterflyfish) is the source of this 2241-nucleotide messenger RNA. Its product is annotated as protein L-Myc-1b-like. The coding region runs from base 310 to 1470 and encodes 386 amino acids. The transcript is spliced from 3 exons. The record is from RefSeq and is a predicted model, not a curated record. Gene Ontology annotation, molecular function: DNA-binding transcription factor activity, RNA polymerase II-specific; protein dimerization activity; RNA polymerase II cis-regulatory region sequence-specific DNA binding. Gene Ontology annotation, biological process: regulation of transcription by RNA polymerase II. NCBI's taxonomy places the organism in Eukaryota, Metazoa, Chordata, Actinopteri, Chaetodontiformes, Chaetodontidae.